GGUCGAUUACUCAGGGAAAUCAGUUUAGUUAUUCGUUCUCCUCACUGUGUUAAUUCUAUAUUUUUCAUAUUCACGCUUACCGUAAACCACACUCGAUGAACCACAUGUCGAAAUGAAGAGACGAAGUAUUGAUCCUUCGAAACUUAGAAGACCUUUAAAACGUUCUCGCAUCACAGAAUCGAUAUAUGGAAGUGUAUUUCUGUACGUCAGAUUUUUCUUAGUAUGGAUUAUGGUGUUGACUGCCGACUUCCUAUUGGAAUUUCGCUUUGAAUAUCUUUGGCCUUUUUGGCUACUGUUACGGAGUGCUUACGACUCGUUCAAGUACCAAGGUUUGGCUUUCUCUCUUCUGUUUCUCACACUGGCGUUCUGUUCAGACUUAAUAUGUUUGAUGUUUCUCCCUGUGCAUUGGUUAUUCUUUGCGGCUAGCACAUACGUCUGGGUUCAGUUCGUCUGGCAUACAGAUCGUGGUUUAUGUGUUCCAACCGUUAGUCUAUGGUUACUGUUUGUAUAUGUAGAAGCGUCGGUUCGACUUCGCGAACUGAAAAAUCUCCCAUUUCAUUUAGACUUAUGUCGACCGUUCGCCGCUCAUUGCAUUGGUUAUCCUGUUGUUACACUUGGCUAUGGUGUUAAGAGUUAUGUAGGCUAUAAAAUGCGUCAGAGAAGAGUACAGCAUGUUGCUAAAGAAAAUGAGUUUUAUAUGCAGCUAAUUAAUCUGGCACUGCCUCCUGAAACAAAUAACCAUGCAGAGGCAACAGAGAGAUCAUCAAGAGCUAUAUGUAAUGGUAAAGUUGCUAAUGGCGAAGUCGCAUCACCAAGAGGUCGGCCUGUACCAGUAAUGACAAAUGGAAUUAACACUAAAACAGAUCUUGAACUCUUAAUAGCUAAAGAGGCCAGUCGUCGUGGCUUAAAACUAAGUGAUCUAGAGUCAAGGCCUACUUUGAAGGGAAAUGCAUUGUUGAAAGAACUUGACGUGCUUUCAAACUUUACAUCGAAGAAGACCAGCGAGGAUCAUAACUUAAAUGAACUUGAUAAACUUUCGUUAGAGGGGAGUCAUAAGAGCGGGAAAGUAGGGCAGCAACCUCGCGCAGCACUCAAUGGAGUUAUAGGAAAAUCCUCAAAGAAAAAUGGCGCAAAAGGAAAUGAAAAGUUGAAGGAGUACGACGAGAAUGACGAAGAGGACAAUGAUGAGUCUGAUAGUGAUUCUUUAAGUGCGUCGAGUAGCUCCAUCAAUAACAGUCGAAAGAACAGCAGGAGUAACUCACCCAAGGGACAUGAGAAAUCUCAGUCAGUUGACCUUGGACCCAGUCUCUUUUCUCAACUUAAAGAGGAGAGGCUGCUACGUCGUCGUGCUGAGAGCAAUUUAUCCCAACUAGAGAAUGAUAGUAAACGACUCAGAGUGGAACUGCAGACGAGUCGGCAGGGAGAGCAGGAACUGAGGUCCACUAUGCACAGCCUGAUGGCCAGUGAGCGCUCCACUAAGGUAGAAUUACAGCAGUUAAAGGCUGAGUGCGAGGUUAUUCAACAGAAAUUGCAAAACAUGUCGUCUGCGCGCCAGCAAGAUCGUAAUACAGUCUCCUCUCUGGAACGAAAGCUAAAAACUGAGCGAGAUUCCCGGCUUUUGGCGGAGAGUCAGUUGCGCGAGGAGCGCAAAAGACAAAAAGCUGAGGACGCCGCAGCAAAGCAGCGCGAUGAAACGACAGGCCAUGAUGCGUGUAAUGCGCUUAGGAUCGAGCUGGAAGAAGACAGCCGCCAGUUGCGUGCUCUUCUGCAGGAGAAGGAAGAAGAAAUAAAACGCGUCGACAAGGAGGCUGAAACGCUGCGACAGAAGACCAGGGAAUAUGACAGCAUGCAGCUGAAGAAGGAAACGGAGGUGUUAAUGUCUGCGCUGACAGCUAUGCAAGGCAAAAACACUCACCUAGAAAACAGCUUGAGCUCGGAGACUCGCUUGAAGCUGGACUUGUUCUCGGCGUUAGGCGACACGCGCAGACAGCUGGAGAUUGCACAAACCAACCUUAAGACCAAGGAUCGAGAGAUCGAAUCCUUGAAGCUGAAGAUCGCUGAAGUGAUGGCUGUCAUGCCCACCGCUACAACCUACACUGCCGGCGAUUCGCCCGGAGUUCCUCGCUUCGCCUCCAAUCAUCUCAUCUCUCCAAAUCACAUUGAGUUGUCCAACAGUGGCCUCGAUCCGAGCGCUCCCUGCUACAUUCCUGUUUGUAAGAGUCCCAAAGGCUUGCUGUAAGACGCCUGAAGGAUUUCCCGUAUUUGUCGCUACCCUGAUGUUGCUCUUAAUUUAUAAUCUUAACUAAGUUAUUGGGUUUGUCAGUUGGGUAGCAAGGUGGAUCAAGUUUGCGUGCUUUACAGUUUUUGUCUGGGAAUGCUUGUCUUUAGCUUAUAUUUUGUUAAAUGUAAUACUAAUGUUGUAUUAGUUUGGAGAAAGAAAGUGUGGUUGCACUUUAUCUGUUUCUGAUGUCAUAGCGCGUUACUUUCAAAUUCAAGGCAUUUUCGUCGCUUACUAAUUGCGUCUGUCAUGGUUGAAGUGGAACGAUUCUUAGCUUCUCAUCAGGCUACGGUUCACACGGUACCGGACGAAUUUUCCAUCAGUGGAAAAUUCGUGCGUUUGGGCGUUUCGUUCACAUGGAACCACGCCAAACGUGAGGAAAUUUGGACGCCCAAGCGUUGGAAAACUUGAACACCAAAAUAGAGGACAAAUUUUUUUCUCGUAAAUAUGUAGGCCAUGCCUAACUUACCACGCACGUAGGCGACGUUGUGUUGAUGUCUUGAUAAUGUCACAAAAUCGAGUUAAAAAACGUCGUACAUCUUUCUGUAAAUCGAAAACGUCGAAGCAGCGAAAACGCUGGACGCCAUUUUGCAUUGGGUUAAGAAGCGUCUUGCGCAUGAGGAGACGGUAAAACGCUGAAAAAUGUCAUAAAAUUCAUCUUAUUACCAGUUCCAUCUGAUCAGAACGAAACUUUCGCGCGGUUCCGUGUGAACAGAAUGUCCGGUCGAAAUCUUUGGCCUGUCGAAAAUUCGUUUGGCACCGUUUGAACGUAGCCUUAGUUCGUUCAUUGUUGAUACUUGUGGACUCCUCUCUUUCCUAACCGCAAGCGAGAUUCAUAGCACUUUUCACAUCUAAGUAAUCCUUCUAAC
Messenger RNA from Pocillopora damicornis (cauliflower coral), 3147 nucleotides. RefSeq names its product macoilin. Gene Ontology annotation, cellular component: rough endoplasmic reticulum membrane. Lineage: Eukaryota; Metazoa; Cnidaria; Anthozoa; Scleractinia; Pocilloporidae. Gene Ontology annotation, biological process: neuronal signal transduction. The record is from RefSeq and is a predicted model, not a curated record.